This is a messenger RNA of Phascolarctos cinereus (koala), 3322 nucleotides long. It is a transcript of the gene DNAJC24, whose product is annotated as DnaJ heat shock protein family (Hsp40) member C24. Lineage: Eukaryota; Metazoa; Chordata; Mammalia; Diprotodontia; Phascolarctidae. Gene Ontology annotation, molecular function: ferrous iron binding; ATPase activator activity. Gene Ontology annotation, biological process: positive regulation of ATP-dependent activity. The record is from RefSeq and is a predicted model, not a curated record.
AUGGAGGUGGAGAAGUCUCUCGUGGAACAGGACGAAGGCAUGAGGGAAGGUCAGAACACAUCGAGCGAGUCCUCCACCCGUGGAACACACUUGUUCCUGUUUGAAAAUUUCAAGAUGCUUGUCUUUGAAGGAGGCAGACAUUUCAACACCCUUGGGAAAGAGGAGAAGAGUGCUGGACUCCUCCCUAGUCUCCUCAAUCUUCCCCACGACCAAAGGCAGAACUUGGGGACUCUGAAAGGUGGUUGUCCUAGCAAAACCACUGGAACAACUGACGGGAGGGGCGGAUUAGAAUUUGAAGACAAACUAGACGCACGGAAGAAAGGCAGCUUCAAGAGUCUAGGAGGAGACAUCGAGAUCCGGCUUCUUGUGGCCUCCCCGGGCAGGGGCUGGACCGAGGUCCCCGCGCGCUCAGCCAACCACGGGCUGGAGGAAGAGCUGAGCCUGCGCAGUGGCCAGAGCGCCGAGGCCCUCGCGGGCCCGAAAGGCGUCUAGUUACCAUGGAGACGGCGUCGCUAUCGUGGAUGUGACGUGUUUCUGGUGCUUCAGUCAUUGUGGCCCGGCUGGAAACAAGGCUUCCUCACAGGCCAAGGUAGGUGGGGGUGGGGAAAGGAGAUCUACUAUCUACUUCCGCCGGAAAGGCUGGAGCCCAGCGGCCGGCGGCCCAAGCUUGUGUUGCUACGCCGCCGGGAGCUCCGUGCAUUAAGGAAAGGCCCUGUGCAGUGUGCCAUGGCUUUUGAACCCAUCCCUCGAAAGGAUUGGUACAGUGUUCUGGGUGCAGAGCCAUCAGCCAGCAUGAAAGACCUGAAACAGAAAUACCAAAAGCUCAUUUUAAUGUAUCAUCCAGACAAACAGAGCACAGAUGUGCCAGCAGGAGCUGUGGAAGAGUGUGUGCAGAGGUUCAUUGAAAUUGAUCAGGCGUGGAAAAUUCUAGGAAACGAAGAGACCAAAAAAGCGUAUGACCUGCAGCGGCGCGAAGAUGAUCUAAGAACUGUGGGACCAGUAGAUGAUCAAAUAUAUCUUGAAGACAUGUUAUGGAAUAAAGAUGAUCAGUGUUUUACUCUCAGUUGCCGAUGUGGUGGAAAAUACUGUGUUUCCAAGGAUGAAGCUCAAGAAGUUAACCUGAUCUGUUGUGAUACAUGUUCGCUAAUUAUAGAAAUUGUUCAGCACAGCUGAGAUUUUUCAGUACAUGGAACUGUAAAACUCUUAUGUUCAGUCACGUUGGGGAGGCAGAGGCUUUGUCCGUUGGAGAAAACAUCGAUUUCAAGUAGAGCUGAGAAAAGAAGUGGGAGUCCUUUUGUCCAUUGGAAAUGCUGCUGAAAAACGUCAACUCAAAUACUGUUUUCAGACUUUGCCAAGAAAAUGUAAAAUUGGCAAGCAGAGCCCACUGCCUGUAUUAACAAAACAUGAAUUUAGUUACUUGGUGAAUUCCCAUAGUUAGAGUGUUGGUGCCUCAUUUUGUUGUCUCUUCUCCAUGAGUGGGAAAUGUUUUCUUCCAAGAGCACAGAAAGAAAGGGAAGCAGUGGGUCUCAGCGAGUCUCAUAGUUGGGGCUUUGCUCCGUGAAUCCUCCUGUACCACUGAUCUAGAACUUCCCUCUCCUUAACUCACAAGGCAAUUAUAGGGAUUAAUGAAGUGGAACCAGACAUCCUCCUAGGGGAAGCUCUAUAUUCUUUGCAUAGAAACAUUUUGUAAAUACAACUUGACCCCAGUUGUCUCUGAUUUUGAAGAUCUGAUUAAUGAAGCAGCAUAGUGUGGUAGAAGGGACACUAGACUCAAUCAUAAGACCAUAGUCCACUUUUACAAGAUCUGUGGCCAGUUAGUUACUGUCUUUGAGCCUGUUUCCUUAUUUGUAAAGGGCUUAGCAUUAGCACAGUGCUUGGCUCACAGUAAGCUUUCUAAUGUGGAUGCUUAUUCCCUUCCAGUCCCCAUAUGGACAAUACCAUCUACCUUACCUACAAAAGUGGUGGGUUUGUUUUGCUUUUUUAAGAUUAAAUGAGACAAAGUAUGUGAAAGAACUUUUAAAACUGCAAAUCACUUUAUAAAUAUGAGGUAUUUUAUUAAUAAUAUCUAUCCCUCCCAUGCUGGAAAAAAGAAAUCGGCAUAAGCUGCAAUGUAGGCAAUUUGGGUUAGUUAUAAGAAUAGAACGAGAUCCUAACUAUAUAUAAAGUUAAGCAAAGGGUCUGUUGCUUGCUUUUUCUCUUCCUUAGGGUGGGGAAACAAUCAUCUGUAGUUAGGAACAGAGCACGGCUUUAUAACGGGAUGGUAUAGAGAUGUCCAAUCGUGCAAUUUAGGUAAUGACUAUUUAUGGCUUCCAUAAAUCAUUUUAAAUGGGAUUUUUAAAAAAAUUAUAAAAACAUAGCAUUCCUGACGAUUUCUGAAUUUGGAAUACAAUGUUAUUGGUAUCUUGAAACCAAUAUUUUCCUCUCCUAUUUCUUACUUUAUAAUUGUAAAUUUCAUAGAUGUCACCGUAACCAUUAAACAGUUUUGUAUUUCUCUCUAUUUAGUGUUCUGUGUGUAACACAGGUCAGAUCUCAUUUUGGAGAAUCCCAAAGGAUUGCUGAAAUUCUUUUGUUCUUUUUGUUGAGUAAAUGGGCCAAACCUGGAACUUGGCAAUCUUUAUUAUGGAAGUUUCUGUUGUAGCCAGAUUUGACCUGUAAUUAAAAAUAAAUGGUCACCACCCUCAUGGUUAGUGUAGCCAAACCAAAGCAUAAUUGAGAAGGAAGAAUAGAAUUUCUUUGGCUGAGUCUAUAAAACACAAAGUCCAACUGAAAGUAAAAGAACUAAGUCAGUGAUCCAAAUAUCUAGCUAUUUAGGUCAUACAAAAUACCAGGAUAGUGUUAAUCUUUUCUUCUUUUAAAUCUACAAUUUUUACUUUUGGGGCAGGGAGGGGUGGGGUGGAAGAGAAACAAGAGUGUGCAUUGUGUGUGUAAAACUUCAGUAAUAGAAUGGACUCCCUUCUGUUUCACUCCUAUUUGAAAAUAAAAUUCAGUAUCAAAUAUUUUAUUUAUAAAUACAUGGUUCCAGUGACUUAGUAAAAAUAUUUCUCGAAGAACACGAUGCUGUAAUGAAAUGAUUUGGUUGGCUAAAUGCUGAUUACUCAUCAGAAAAUCUGUGGCCAUUGGGACUGUCACGUAGAAGUCCAAAAUCAUUCAGAGGCCAAAUCUGUAAAAAUGGAAUACAGUUCAAAAUAGUUAACAGUAUACUUUUCUACGAUGUUAAAGAAAUAUAUUACAUAUUUUCGUUCACUAUUUUUCUUGUAUCCUACCACCAAAUCUGUUUUUGCCUCAUUUUUUCCAUCAAAAAAUAAAAGUUAUAUUGAUAAUC